Messenger RNA from Paramecium tetraurelia, 2271 nucleotides. RefSeq lists its product as uncharacterized. The transcript is spliced from 3 exons. The record is from RefSeq and is a predicted model, not a curated record. Lineage: Eukaryota; Ciliophora; Oligohymenophorea; Peniculida; Parameciidae.
AUGUAAUCUAUUCGGGCAUAGAGAAUGAAAAAAAUAAUGCAGGUUCAAGGAGAGGUUGGACAGCAUAAAGGGUACACAGCGAUAAAAAUAGCUGGAAAUGCUCAUGAAUUAAUUAGAAAGAGUAAAUCAGCUGCUAAUAAUAUUGGUGAAUUGGCAAUACAAGAUGUAACUAAGAAACUGUUGCAAGACCAAUUCAACUCCAUUAAGAGUUAUGACAUCGCCAAAGGUGAAGAGAAACCUGGCCAAUCAUUUAAGUCGAUGCAUAAUAUGUACGACUUGUAAACUUUGAAGAUUACGAAAUUGUAUAAGAAAAAGGAAAGGAAUCAACUUGAGUAAUAAAUCAGAAGUCAAUUGGCAAGGGAUCCUGAUAAACAACUUUUGCUUUCAGAGAUUUACGAGUAAUUGGAAGAUAAUUCAGAUGGAGAGGUUCUAAAGAAGAAACAAAAAAAUAAAGAAGAGUCUCUGGCUACUCACUAAGAGGAUUACGAUGAAUCACAAGAUCAAACAGCAGAUCUUAAAGUGUGGACAAAAAGAUUGAAAGAGCAAAAGAAGAAGGAGGAGAGUAAACAAGAGGAUAGUAGUAAAUUUAAUGUAAUUCCAUAAAGAAAUAAGCAAAGAGCGUCAACUGAAAUCAAGAAACAAAUUCCAUUCUAGUAAUCAGUUAGGCAAUUGCCUCUUGAAAGAUAAAAUUCAUCAUAAAAUUCAGUCCCCUCCCAAAGUACGCCUAGAUCCUUUAAAGAUGUUAUGAAGAAUGCUGUUUAAAAAGUUAAACAACUAAAGAACUUAAAUGAAGAUCUAAGUGUAGAACGCUCAGUAGAACAAUACAUCUAAAAGGCUUCGGCAGUAGCCUUAAGUGAAUUGAAGGAAAUUGGAGAACUUAAUGUUGAUGAAGAAAAAGGAUUAACCACUAAUUUUGAUUUUACUAGCGAAGGUGUAUAAAGAAUGUAUAAUACUUUGGUUAAAGUCUAGAUGUCUCAAUUUAAAUCAGAAGCUGAAAAGGCCAAAUUUUAUAAAAAACAAACACAACUCAUUUCCAAUAAAUUGAUCUUCAAAAUUAAACAAAAUAAUAUUAUUAUCGAAGCAAGAGUGGUAGCUUAAGAAAAAUUAAGAUUAGAAACCCAUGAGUACCAUGAAAAAAUAGGAUAAAUUAAAUAACUCACUGAACAAUUGCUUCAAGAAAUUAUAGAUCUAAAGGAUCCUAGAAGCUAAGGUAGUCUCUCAAUGAGUAAAUCAAGAAUGUCUUUAGUAAAUUCAUUCAUGAAUCAAUAAAAUAAAUAAAAGGAAUUGGAUUAAGACCUCUAAAUCCUCAGGGAUAGCAAAAAGGCAUAUAAAUAAAAGAUAUUAUUCAAUAAAAAGACUUUGGAGUAAAUAGAUUAGGAUAUUCAUAUUAAAAAGAAAGAAAACAAGUCCUUAUAAAAAUGCUUAGUGAGUUUUUAUUUUCAAGUGCUUAAAAAUGGGUAGGAUGUUAGAACCACAGGAAUAGCAUGGGUUAUUUCAAAAUUAAAUUCAUUAAAUGAAAAAUGUCAUUAUUCAUUUCUGCCUGAUUAUUUGGAUUAAAAGGCUAAGGAAUAUUUACUUCAAAAAGCAACAAUGUUAUCGGACAUCGAAUAGCUAGAAAAAGAGUUGAGCGAAUCAUUCAAGCAAUAUAAAUAAGAAUAAUCCCUUGAUAGUAGUUUGGCUAUUUUAUAAUAGAGUUUAUCCUAAAAUGAUUCCUUGGAAGCAUCUUCAUUGCCUUCAAUAUUUCCUUUUGAUAGUCAUAAAUUAUCUUCAAUAGACUUACAUCAAGCAAGACAAGAUGUUGCUAAGACUUGCAGAAAUAACUAUUCAUUGGAAAAGUUGGGACCAAUUACUUUAGGAUUGACCAAUGAGGAUAUUGAAAACUUAGAAAAUAUGUUAGCGAAACUAAACCAAAAGAAUUAACCAGUUACUAAUGGCACAUUAAUUUAUAAAGAAACUCAAAAAAGAAUCAAAUAGUAAAUCAAGUAAAAAGGGCAAAUGGAGGUCUCAUAAAUCAAUGAUCAAUCUGCUGUUCUCAAAGAAUAGGCAAUACAUUCUUAUGAUAAAUGCAAUACAUAAUUAAACAAAAUCAAAUUGAAGUUAUCACAUUCAGAAGAUGAGUAAGUAAUUAGAAUAGUCAAGGAAUUUGAUUAUAAGAACUAUGGCAAAAGAUUCAGCAUAGAUCCAAUAACAGUGAUUUCAUGUCUUGUGGGAGGAGCUAGAUGUGAUAGGGAAAUUGUGAAGUACGGAAUGAAAAAAAUCCACUAUGAAUGA